CACAGCGAAAAACCCGUUUCAAGUGAGCGAAAAUGCUACACUUUUAAGUGACAGGUGACAAAAGAAAAAAAAAACAAUAAGAAAACGACAAAGGAGAUUCGGACGCCAUAUUGGAAAGUUUUUCGAAAUGAUUCGAUUCCGGCUACUUAUCGUUGGUUUGCUGCUCUGGCUUGCCGAAGGCAAGCGGGAAAUCCCAGUGGGAGCCAUCUUCCACGGGGACAACUACGAAGCGGAAAUCGCCUUCCGAUAUGCCAUCGAGCGGGUCAACAUGCACGAGAAACACUUCGAGCUGACCCCUUUGAUCCGGUACGUGUCUCCCGAGGAUAGCUACAAGACGGAGCGGAAAGUUUGCGAGCUGGCCUCCGAGGGCGUAACGGCCAUCUUCGGUCCUAGCUCGAUGAUGACCUCCGGUAUCGUGAGCUCAAUCUGCAAGACUAUCGAAAUUCCGCACAUCAUAACCCACUGGGAUCCGGAACCGUUCGGUGGCUGGGAUCCGGAACUGCAAGCGAUGACCAUCAACCUCUAUCCGGAUGCGGACGUCCUGUCGAGGGCCUUGCGCGAUCUGAUCGUAGACUACAGUUGGAAAAGCUUCACGAUCAUCUACGACAGUGACGAAGGUCUGAUGCGUUUGAAAGACAUCCUGCAGAUCCAUGGACCGGGCAAUAGUCCGAUUACGGUGCGGCAGAUCGACGAUGACCCGGACUACAGGCCGCUGUUGAAGGAUAUCCAGUCGUCUGGUGAGAGUCACAUCAUUCUGGAGGUACAUCCGGACAAGAUCCUGGAGAUUCUUCGCCAAGCAAAGGAGGUCAAGAUGUUGGAGGAGUACCAGAGCUAUAUUAUCACUUCGCUGGAUGCUCACACGUUGGAUUUCGAAGAAUUGAAGUACUCCCGAUCGAACAUAACCACACUGCGGCUGAUGGAUACGAAGAGCUUCGACAUCAAGAAUGCGGUCCACGAUUGGGAACAGGGUGAGGCCAGGAUGAAAAAAGUUUUCCGAGUUUCACCAGAACAUGUUCAGACGGAAUCAGCAUUGUACAACGACGCCGUGAAGAUCUACGCAACGGCUAUCAGGGAACUGGACGCUACGGAUGAGAUCACCCCGUCCAGGUUGUCUUGCGGCAGCAAGAACCUCCGACAGUGGCCGUUUGGAUUACGGAUCGUAAACUAUAUGAAAGUUAAAACUGAACACGGAAUAACAGGACCAAUCAUUUUCGACGACAACGGUCGGCGAACGCACUUCCAUUUGGACAUUAUCGAACUGAAUCAGCAGGAGGUAUUCAAGAAGAUAGCCAUUUGGGACCCGACAAAUGGAAUCAACUACACCCGUAGUCAGGAAGACGUCCAUUUGCAGAUCGUUGAAUCGCUGCAAAACAAAACCUUCAUCGUCGCUUCCCGUAUUGGUGCUCCGUUCCUGGUGUGGAAGGAGAAGAAGGAAGGUGAAUACUUGGAGGGCAACAAUCGCUUCGAAGGCUUCUCGUUGGAGCUGAUCGAUGGCAUUUCCAAGAUCUUGGGUUUCCAAUACCGCAUGGAGCUUGUCCCGGACGGCAAGUAUGGAUCAUACAACAAGCAAACGAAAAAGUGGGACGGCCUGGUGAAGUAUCUGUUGGAUCGGAAAGCUGACCUGGCCGUAUGUGACCUGACCAUCACUUACGAGCGUCGAACGGCUGUGGACUUCACGAUGCCUUUCAUGACCCUCGGUGUCAGCAUCCUGUACGCCAAACCCGUGCCACAACCCAAGGACCUAUUCUCUUUCCUCUCGCCGCUCUCGCUGGACGUGUGGAUCUACAUGGCCACUGCCUACCUUGGUGUCUCCGUCCUGCUGUUCGUCCUUUCCCGCAUGGCUCCAGCUGACUGGGAAAACCCCCACCCCUGCAAGCAGGAAGAAGUCGAAGAAGUGGAAAACAUCUGGAACAUGCUGAACGCUCUCUGGCUCACGAUGGGCUCCAUCAUGGGUCAAGGUUGCGACAUCUUGCCGAAAGCCGUCUCCACUCGCGUCGUUGCCGGAAUGUGGUGGUUCUUUGCACUGAUCAUGCUUUCUUCCUACACGGCCAAUCUGGCGGCGUUCUUGACGAUGGAGCGUAUGGAUGCCACGAUCGAGAGUGCCGAAGAUUUAGCCAAGCAGAGCAAGAUCAAGUAUGGAGCAGUGCUCGGUGGCAGUACGCUGAGUUUCUUCCGUAGCUCGAACUUCUCGACCUACCAACGAAUGUGGGCUGCAAUGGAAUCGACUCGACCGUCGGUGUUCACCAAGAGUAACGAUGAAGGUCGGGACCGAGUGCUGAAAGGACGUGGACUGUACGCUUUCCUGAUGGAGUCAACCUCGCUGGAGUACAUCACCGAGCGGUACUGCGAGCUUACGCAGAUCGGAGGACUACUGGAUUCCAAAGGAUACGGGAUCGCCAUGCCAGUUAACUCACCUUACCGAACUGCCAUCUCGGGAGCGGUGCUCAAAAUGCAGGAGGAAGGUAAACUCCAUCAGCUGAAGACAAGAUGGUGGAAAGAGAUGCACGGUGGAGGUCGGUGCGAUGAACAAGCCACUACAGCUGCGGGAGACAGCGCUGCCGAAUUGGGUAUAGACAACGUCGGUGGUGUCUUCGUGGUAUUGGCCUUCGGGUGUUUCUGUGCGUUCAUCCUGGGCAUAUUGGAGUUUAUGUGGAACGUUCGGAAGGUUGCGGUCGAAGAGAAGGUAACUCCGUGGGAAGCACUGCAGGCGGAACUGAAGUUUGCCCUUAAUCUAUCGAUAACGACCAAACCGGUUCACAACACUCUGAGUGAGUCGUCCUCGGCUAAGAGUUCGAUGCGUUCCAAGUCCGAGUCCAGGCAUGGUUCGGAAUCGGUCAGGCGGAUGCACAACAUCAAAACCGGAACCAGUUUGAUUAAUUUAGACAAGAUUGGGUUUGUUUUCGGUAAUAAAUGAAUGCGUUAAAUUGAUUAAGAAAUGAAGAAUAGCAUUCAGUUCGAAAAGAACGCUAUGGAAUGAAGCUUGCAGCGAUCAUAUCAAGUUGUUUUGCACCGACAUUAGAACAUUGAUGCACUUUUAAGUACGUUGAAGAUAGUUAGAAUCAAUAAACACAGUAUAGAAGCAUAUUUAGAUAUUUAAGAAUGUUUUCGGGAUUCGAUAUGUAUCAUUUCCUGGCUAAAUAGUAACAAAGUAAAUAAAACUGUUUUCGUGCAAGCUUGCCACAAUGGAGCUGU
Ochlerotatus camptorhynchus is the source of this 3192-nucleotide messenger RNA. Its product is annotated as glutamate receptor ionotropic, kainate 2-like. Gene Ontology annotation, biological process: monoatomic ion transport; synaptic transmission, glutamatergic; modulation of chemical synaptic transmission. Gene Ontology annotation, cellular component: plasma membrane; postsynaptic density membrane. Bases 128 to 2914 code for a protein of 928 amino acids. The transcript is spliced from 7 exons. Gene Ontology annotation, molecular function: transmitter-gated monoatomic ion channel activity involved in regulation of postsynaptic membrane potential; glutamate receptor activity. The record is from RefSeq and is a predicted model, not a curated record. NCBI's taxonomy places the organism in Eukaryota, Metazoa, Arthropoda, Insecta, Diptera, Culicidae.